Alternaria conjuncta is the source of this 501-nucleotide messenger RNA. RefSeq lists its product as uncharacterized. The coding region runs from base 1 to 501 and encodes 166 amino acids. The transcript has a single exon. NCBI's taxonomy places the organism in Eukaryota, Fungi, Ascomycota, Dothideomycetes, Pleosporales, Pleosporaceae. The record is from RefSeq and is a predicted model, not a curated record.
AUGCUACUCGAAGUCACCUUAUGGGUUGAUAAGGUGGCAGAUUCCCUCGGUCAUUCACGACUCGUUUCUGGAUACAUCCGCCUGUUUGUCUUCUCAUACUUGGAGAUAAGACAUACAUGCUGCGACACCGUCCGCACUUGCCGUGACGAAGAUCCUAAUCAGACCGAGCAACCAUACCCUCGGUAUUCUCCAAAGGAACUACGACGCAUAACCAAGGAGGACGCACAUCUGCGCGCACGACUAGAAGAGCUUGUACCCGACCUCAUCUCUCAAUACGACUCUUUCGGUGGACAGCUCCAGGACUUCGUCAUCGACGUUCUCAUUCCGACAAUGCGCAGAACUGCGAAGGAGUUGAAAGAGGAGGAUGAGGCACUGUACGCGGCGGGGCGAAGAGAACUGGGCGUUAUCAUGAACGAGGACGGAGACAAAACUGAAGGGGAGAGUAUUGAAGUGGAAGAGGAAGAAACGGACGUCGAAGAAGAGUCGGACGAAGAGUACUGA